CGACUAUUAAACAAUAAAUUUGAAUUUUUAUUUUAUUUUAAACCUUUGAAUACAAUGAUGUACGUACACUAAAACAAAUAAUAAUAGUUACUAGUUAGGUAUACGAGACGGAAUAAAUAUCUAAAUUAUAUUAUUUAACAUAAAUCUACGGCGAAACGACGCGUAGAGAUCUAUAAUAUAAUAUAUAAUAUUAUCAUUAACAUUAUGGCCGAUGCAAAUCCGCAAAACCGAGACGAAGGCAUGUCGUCGAACAGCGCUGUAGACCGUGUGAAAUGGCAGGAUCUAAUGUCCACGCUUAUACUGGAUCGAUUGGAAGCGUCGUUCGACAACUGGGACGAUGAAUUGCCACACACGACGGGGCGAAUGACACAAAAUACAAAAACCGACUGUGAUUGUCGUUCACAGCAGUGCACCAUCGUCGAGGGGGAAUCGUCUAGGAUGGCAUAUUUUGAUUCAGCGUGCUAUGGCGACGAUAUCGUGAACACGACAACCGACCGAGACUCAAUCGCGUGCACGUCGCUGUUGUACGAUUGCUCUACCGAUGGAUUUCUCGAUGGAAACAACAGCUACUGUAGAUGCGAUAUGAAACCUCAAUAUUCUCUAAGUUGUCUAACCAACAAUCCGAGUAGUAGAGAAUCUAUCUCAGAGAAAAUAAAAAAAAAUGAAACUGAAAACAUAAAACAACAAGUGGAGAUUUUUAGAAACCGAUUAGAGUGCUCGUUGAAAAUUAAUUAUCAACUGCAAUCCGAACUUAAAAAAACUAUUCGAAAAAAUUUAUUAAUGGAACAAUAUAUUACAUGGCCUUAUGCUGUGAACAAUGGGAAGGUCGAGUUUCCUGGCAAAAAUGAUUUGGACCAACGGUUCGAUUGUUUGUUCAAAGAGUUGGAAAAAAUACGAAACGAGCUGAAACCUAUUCAAAACGAAAGCUAUAUUGUCCGUAAAUUGGAAAAAAUACUACACAUACCAUUACCGGGAUGUUUAAAUACUUGUAAUAAAUAUAUGAAUAAAAAAUAGUGAAAUCUGAAUGCAA
Molecule: messenger RNA, 1030 nt
Organism: Acyrthosiphon pisum (pea aphid)
Lineage: Eukaryota; Metazoa; Arthropoda; Insecta; Hemiptera; Aphididae
Exons: 7
Coding region: 205-1014 (269 amino acids)
Source: RefSeq, a predicted model, not a curated record